AUGGCACCUACGCUACGAAGUGGCGGACAGUCAACGAGUGACUCGGCGACGCGGCCUGCGUCACCUCAGGUUAUGAGCCCAACUAGGGCACUGCAGGCGAUUGAAGAAGGGUCUGGCGCGCAAUGCGCUGGUUCUCAAGACCAAGGACAUGUUCUCGCGUGUCAAGACCAGGUCCAGCAGACAUUGGUUGAAAAUACAGCCAAUAAGGGUGAUGCGACAAUAUCGCAUGAGGAAGCGGAGCACCUCAUACGCUCAUUGGCUGGAAUUCGUGGCGGACGACCGCUCAUCCGCGUGUUGCUUGAAGGUCUUCAGAGCCUUCACCCAAUACAAACCGACGAUUCAGUACCACUCAGAAAUUCUGCCCCGCCGCCACCGAGCGAACCAAGUGGCGACGGCAGUUCCAGUGGAAGCGCGAGCGCCAGCGACCUCGGCGAGUACCCGCGCGAGAACCUGCACCUGGACAACAACUUCCCGGGUGGCCGCUACGACGACAAGGAGCUGGUGGAGUACACCAAGGCUUUGAGGAUCUCACCGGCCAUCCAGUUGCCCAAGCUGCAUACAAAAGAAGACUAUAAGGUGUGGAAGAGUGAAGUGCCUCUUCACUUUGAGCCACGCACACUCGGUGACAUCACCUACGGAGGCAAACGCUACGACGUGGACUUUGGCCUACGCAGGGUCAAAUACACGGAGUGGUACAGAGCGAGAAAGAACAAGGCCUUCUCGGCCUUAGCAUUGUCCUUGUCUGUGGAUCUGCGCUCCACGUUCAAGGUCGACGAGAUACGAGAAGAGAUGGAGGCGGCAUCCAUCUUGUGGAGCUUCAUUACGAAACACUUUGAGGCGGGCGACGGGAUCAACCCUGAUUACUUGUUACGUGACCUCAUGAUGAGGCUGAUGCAACCAAACGAGUCGGUGACUAAGUACGCCGAGGACAUCGAGUUGAAGGUGACCAAGUUGCGCCAGGCCAAGGGCGACUUCGAGGAGUGGCAACAAGCGAGUCAGCUGCUCUCAAACUCUGUGCUUGUCUUCCCGGACGUGACCAGAGACGUCUACGCGCAGCGGAACACCAGAGACAGCAACUGGAGUCGCAGUCGAAGCCAGCUACUGCCCCGCACGGCUCAAGUGGCACAUGUCGGUGCAUCCCAGAGCAAGGACAAGAGUCGCAAGCGUGGUAGUAAGCAGCGCAAGAUUGGUAAGGGCGUUGUUGACAAGAAGGCUCGCAUGAACUGUGGAAACUGUGGAGGAGACGGACACUGGUGGAUGGAGUGCACGGAGACUACGGGCAAGCAGCUCAAGCCAUCGUUGGAGGAGAAGAAGAAGAAGAAGAAGAAGAAGAGAGAGAGAGAGAGAGAGAGAGAGAGAGAGAGAGAGAGAGAGAGAGAGAGAGGGGCAGAACCAACCGCCCACGUCUCUCGUGAACUCAGUGCGUUGUGUACAAGUGGCGAACGGUGCGGCUGCACCGCAAGGGCUCUUCGCAGGGCUAUCGCUCACGGCGCCGGCAUCAACGAGAGUUGCUGCACCCAUUGA
This is a messenger RNA of Phytophthora nicotianae INRA-310, 1524 nucleotides long. RefSeq lists its product as hypothetical. The record is from RefSeq and is a predicted model, not a curated record. NCBI's taxonomy places the organism in Eukaryota, Oomycota, Peronosporomycetes, Peronosporales, Peronosporaceae. The transcript is spliced from 2 exons. Bases 1 to 1524 code for a protein of 507 amino acids.